CAGAUACCACCGACGACCGACUGACUUAGUGACUCCGGUGGUAAUGUACGUGCAUUGAACCUCCAAGACGAAGUACAAGAUUAAGUUCAUUCUCACAAAACUAUAAUUAAUCCAAUAAAGUGAGAAUCUGCAGAGAUGACGUCGUUAAUGCAUUUGGUCGUGGAAAACUACAACGAGCUGCUAGAAUCCAAAAAGGAUCCAAUUGUGGAUUCGUGGCCGUUGAUGGGAAGUCCUGUUCCUGUGCUGAUUCUGCUCGGAGCUUACUUGUAUUUCGUGCUGAAAUUGGGGCCGGAAUGGAUGGCAAACAGGCAGGCCUUCGAGCUCAAGCACGUCCUCAUCGGCUACAAUUUAUACCAGAUGCUCUUCAGCUUGUGGCUUUGCUGUAAAGCGUUCGGUGUCAAAGAUGGACUUGAAUAUAUCUUUACAACGAGCUGCUCCGACCCGCACGCCUACAACCCACUCAGGAAUAUGGUCACAGAUGCAGCCUGGUGGUAUUUCCUGUCCAAGCUAGUCGAAUUAUUGGACACGGUCUUCUUUAUUUUGAGGAAAAAGCAAUCUCAAGUCACUUUCCUCCACGUCUACCAUCAUUCCAUCAUGAUGAUUUUCUCAUGGGCAUAUCUCAAAUUUUUACCAGGUGAACAAGGUGUUUUAAUUGGAUUCCUAAACUCUUGCGUGCACGUUAUCAUGUACUUCUACUAUCUGAUAGCAGCGAUGGGUCCGAGAUACCAGAAAUACUUGUGGUGGAAGAAGUACAUGACUUGGAUCCAAUUGGGACAAUUCUGCAUUAUGCUCGCAUAUCUCACAUUGAUCAUCGUCAUGGAUUGCCAACUACCGAAAGCCCUGACAUUCUUCUUCGUCGCAAACGUGGUCAUCUUCCUCUACCUCUUCGGAAACUUCUACAGAAAAGCCUACACGAAACCGGGCGUCGGAUCCAACCGCAGAAACGAAUUCCUCUCGGUCUGUAAACUAAACUGAAGAUAAUAUAGCAUAACGAAAUUUACCCAAAUCCGAUCAAAAAAAAAUAGAAAAAACGAAAAUUUCUCACAAAAAAAAUACACUGUUAAAGUUAACAGUAAAGCCAUUUGCUUGAUUAGGGUCGGAGCAUCACCAAUUUUUUUAUAUAACGCGAACAGAACUAUAUAAUAGAUUUUUUUAUUACAAAUAAUGU
Molecule: messenger RNA, 1168 nt
Organism: Nicrophorus vespilloides
Lineage: Eukaryota; Metazoa; Arthropoda; Insecta; Coleoptera; Silphidae
Product: elongation of very long chain fatty acids protein 7
Exons: 6
Coding region: 136-975 (279 amino acids)
Biological process (GO): fatty acid elongation, saturated fatty acid; very long-chain fatty acid biosynthetic process; sphingolipid biosynthetic process
Cellular component (GO): endoplasmic reticulum membrane
Molecular function (GO): fatty acid elongase activity
Source: RefSeq, a predicted model, not a curated record